This is a messenger RNA of Paramecium octaurelia, 465 nucleotides long. The record is from the annotation of a GenBank genome assembly. Lineage: Eukaryota; Ciliophora; Oligohymenophorea; Peniculida; Parameciidae.
AUGGGUCUUUGUAUAACAAAACCAAAUACAAAAAAUCCUUAAUCUCUGAUUCGUCUUAUCAAAGUUGAAAAUGAGAAUUACAAUUCGAAACCGAUCACUUUGCCUGAGCUUUAUGACAAGAUACUAGAAAUAUGGGCGAUGCUGGAAAAAAAAUUGAAUAAGUUAGUACACUGUCAAAGAACUUAAAAUAUCUUAGAAUUAAAGAAACAGAUCCAACACAUUUUGAGUAAACAAAAAAAUAAUGUUGCUGUUUCUGUUUCCGAAAUAACAAUAGGAAUUAUUGUCAAUCACAUGGAAAAGAUCGCAUUUGAGAUCGAAGAAUUAAUACGAGAAGAGUUGUUGAGUGAAGACAUCUCUAACAAAUUCAAACAAUUAUACACUUAAAUUCUUGAACUUUCUCUUGAAUACUAUAAUUGGAAGAAUAUCUAAAAUGCAGAUAUUACAUAAGUAUAAAGUUUUAUUUGA